This is a messenger RNA of Drosophila mojavensis, 2836 nucleotides long. Its product is annotated as SURP and G-patch domain-containing protein 1. NCBI's taxonomy places the organism in Eukaryota, Metazoa, Arthropoda, Insecta, Diptera, Drosophilidae. Gene Ontology annotation, biological process: RNA processing. The record is from RefSeq and is a predicted model, not a curated record. Gene Ontology annotation, molecular function: RNA binding. Gene Ontology annotation, cellular component: nucleoplasm. The transcript is spliced from 7 exons. Bases 96 to 2696 code for a protein of 866 amino acids.
UUUUUAUACAUGCAUAGUUUUUACUUGCAGUGAAUAAAAGUACCAAAAAGUUUUAUAUAAGCGCCCCGGAUAAAAGGAAGAUUAAACAUUAAAGAAUGGCGCAACGUAAUCAUCGUGUAGAUCGUUUUGCGCAAAUGAGCAAGCAAGAGGAAAUAAUUGCCAAAAAACGCCAGGAAAUACUUGAGAAGCAGCGUACAGCGCAGCUGGCAAAGGCCGUGGCUGCUGCUCAGACAUUGGCUGCACAGUUAAAAACCAUUGAGACGGCAACGCCGGUAGUGGAACCAGAAGAACAGGAGCAGGAGGAGGAGCAAGAACCAUCAACGCAGACGUUACCCGUAACUCUAGCGCUUGCUGAUGAUGGAAGUGCGUUGGAUGUAGAUAAUGGUGAUCAGGUGGGAUCGGCGGCAAGGGCUAAGUGCGAUGAUGGUAUGGCCAAAACGCUGAACAGUUUUACGAGCAAGACGGGCAAAAUUUCGUUUAGUCUUAAACGUCAACAGCUGCCGCAGCCAAGUGUUGAACAGCCGCCACCUAAAGUGAAAAAUACAUUUUGCAAUGAUGGUUCUUUUCUGGAGAACUUUAAGAAAAUACUUGAGAAACAUGAUCAACCAAAACCGCCUACUAUGGUGGCUCCUGUUACAAAGCCAAGUGAGGAGAACAAUACGGUCGACACUCACAGCACCGAGAAUAAUAGUCCGCAACAGUCGAUGGAGCUGGCGGUUAGUACAAUAGCCACGAGUGCAGCUGCAGCAGUGAUAGCUACUUCUAUGGCUAACAGCAUGACUAUGGCUGGCUCCGGGCACAAUCAUUUAGCAUUUAGCAUGCCAGGGACGCCUACAACUAUGCCGCAGGCUGUGCAACCACCACCGCCACCGCCGUUUGCAUUCAACCCCACGAUGUUGGCACAAGGACCGCCACAGAUGACGAUGCCAGCUUUUUUCCAUGGACACCAUCAUCUGCCUAUGCAGUUGCAUCCAGCUGCUGUGGCCCCACCGCCGCCGCCACCACCGCCACAACUUCCUAUUGCGUUGGCCAAUUUGACGCCAAUCUAUAUGCAAUUGGGACCAACGCAGAUGCCGUCCGACGCAGCGAUGCAUCAAUUGAAUGCCAUACCGGCACCCAAAGACUUUGACUUGAAUGCUAUACCAAAGCCGCAGAUUAAUCUCGAGGCCAUACAGAUGCCUAAUGUCACACAGGUGGAUCAAAUGGGUUUACUGCCGGAGCAUGUCACGGCUAAUCCACCUCCACCGCCUCCGCCGCCCAUGCAGCCAAAGGAACAAGCAUUGCAGCAACCACAACUGGAGCAAAAUGAACAGCAGCAGCAGCACAAUCAACAUCAACAACAGCAGCAGCAACAAGAACAGCAGAUGCAGCAGCAAAUGUCGCCGCCAGCCCAAGUUUUUUCAGAAACAUGCAUACAAUUGCCAACGUGCAUAGAAAACCUUAUCGCACUGGUCGCCGAAAAUGGUGAAGAUUACGAAGAUAAAAUACGUUUGCAUAGAAGCGAAUUGCAUCCGGCAUUGUGGUUUCUUUAUGAUAAGAACUGCGAACAAUAUCGAAACUAUCGCGGCCAACUGCUCGACUACGAACGCCAGCGCGGCGAGCGAGAGCGGGAGCGGGCCGAACAGCAGCUAAGCAAGGUGCAACAACAACAGAAAGAUCGACAGCAGCAGGAGGAACACAACAGCAAUUCGGCAGCAGAUAAAUAUGAUCCGGAAUCGGCAAUUACUGCUGAUUUUGAUUCCGAUGAUGAGUAUAUGCGUGGCAUGAUGGAUCGCAAUCGGGACAAUAUCAAGCGUCGCAUCGAGUGCCGCAACGAGCUGAGUGAUGAGGAGCGCAGAGAGAGAGAGGAGGAAGCGGCAAUGACCACAGCUGGUGCUCUGAAUAAUUUGGAUCAGGAUGAUAGAGAGACACAGCGGCAGCGCCGUAAGCGAGAACGCAAAAGUCGCUGGGGCGAAAAGGAAGCGUUGCCAACCGGCUCAGGUACACCUACUAGCUUUGGGAACCAGAACAAGCCCAUGCUGACUACUAUCACGCGUAAUGAUCCGGCAUUGCUGCAGUACGCUCGUCUUAACUAUGGCUCCACACAGUUGUCUGAGGACCAGUGGAAGCAAUGCGAAGAGCAUUACAAAGUCAAUUUGUUAUACCAGGACAUGAUGCGUAAGCGUCAAGAGAUCGAUCGCCUAGCACGAGGCGGUAAGUUUAAAUACGAAUACGACUCCGAUGAGGACAUCGAGGGUGGCACCUGGGAGCAUAAAUUGCGUACAGCUGAAAUGGAAGCCACUCACUUGUGGGCCAAUGCACUUACCAAACAGAGCGAGGGGAAGCAUCACAUUGGUGAUUUCCUACCUCCCGAGGAACUAAAGAAGUUCAUGGAGCAGUACGAAGCAAAGAAAAGUAACAGACAGCCGGAUUUAAGUGACUACAAGGAGUACAAAUUAAAGGAAGAUAACAUUGGAUUUCAAAUGCUGCAAAAGCUCGGCUGGAAAGAGGGUCAAGGCCUGGGCCAAGACGGUGCCGGCAUUGUAGAUCCAGUUAACAAGGCGCCACAACGUGACGGCAACCAGGGUCUGGGCGUUGGAAGUGUAGCACAGCCUGAAGAUUGCGACAACGAGUAUGAUGCAUACCGAAAGCGAAUGAUGUUGGCAUACCGUUUCCGCCCGAAUCCUUUGAAUAAUCCACGUCGUGCCUAUUACUAGCGACUACGCAUAUAAGCAAUAUCUGAUGCUUUAUAUUAAUUAAGAUUUACUAUCUGAGCCCAUUUAUAUUCGAUCACAUAUAAGGAGCGUUUAUAAAGUUAAUAUUUAUUAAGUAGUAUGUUACUGCUGACCACAAUGAA